Messenger RNA from Thunnus maccoyii (southern bluefin tuna), 2761 nucleotides. It is a transcript of the gene tap2t, whose product is annotated as transporter associated with antigen processing, subunit type t, teleost specific. Gene Ontology annotation, cellular component: membrane. The transcript has 12 exons. Bases 181 to 2322 code for a protein of 713 amino acids. NCBI's taxonomy places the organism in Eukaryota, Metazoa, Chordata, Actinopteri, Scombriformes, Scombridae. Gene Ontology annotation, biological process: transmembrane transport. The record is from RefSeq and is a predicted model, not a curated record. Gene Ontology annotation, molecular function: ATP hydrolysis activity; ABC-type oligopeptide transporter activity; ATP binding.
AAUAUGGCUUACACCGACAUCAAGUGGUCAUAAACGAAACGACCGUUACUGUUACUGAUUUGCCUUAACUGAAAAUGAAACUAAAAGUAAAGCCAGUAGCAGCUAACCAACCGUCGACUGAAAGGGGAAACACACGGAUCAGAUUCAGCUUCUUGCAGUCUGUCCGUCUACCAAAGGAAAAUGAGGGAAGUGGCAGUAUGCGGAUCAUUCAUCCUUUUUUUUGACUUGGUGCUGAGUUCGGCACUGUGGGCUGGACUGGUGUUGCUGGAGUGCUCCAGCUGUGGUGGACUGGCAGGUGUGUGGGCCUUUGGGGCGGUAAAGUGGGCCGCUCUGCAUUUUUUCACUCUUACACUGACUGAUGGAAAGCCCGAGGCUGUGCUCCGCAGGUUGGUAGCGCUCCUCUGCCUUCUCUCUCCUGCGUUUGAAAGUGGACGGAUACUCAUGGCGCCUCCCUCGGAGCCUUACACCGGACCGACUCCUAACCUCAGCAUGCUGCUCCUGGGGCCCUUGUCCUCAUUAAUGGCCUGUAUGAUUUGGGAAAAAGGCCUCUGCGGUGAUGGAAAGAUGAAAAAGGACGACCAGAACCUGGAUACUAGGCGGUUGCUUAUGAGGGUGUUAAAAUACUUCAGACCAGACGUCCUUUACCUGAUUGCGGCUUUCAGUUUCCUCAUCUUAGGUGUCAUCUGUGAUACAUUUAUCCCGUGGUAUCAGGGGAAGGUCAUCGAUAUGCUAAAAGGUCAAUUUCUUCAUACAAAUUUCUAUUAUGCGAUCGGACAGCUGACUCUUGUCUCUCUUGGAAGCGCUCUGUUCUCUGGCUUGAGAGGAGGCAUAUUUAUGUGCUCCUUGGCUAGACUGAACAAGAGAUUGAAGCAUCUGCUAUUCCACACCCUCCUGCAGCAGGAAGUGCACUUCUUUGACGAGAACAACCCUGGACGUCUUUCCUCCCGCCUGCACUCAGACGUGGACAGGAUGGGCCGCACAGUCGCGCUGAACGCCAACGCGCUGGUUCGCAGCACAGUCAAAACCCUCCUCAUGCUCACUGUGAUGUUACGCCUGUCCUGGGAGCUCACUGUGCUCACCUGCAUAGAGAUGCCACUCCUGGCCAUAAUACAGAACAAAUACAUCACCUUGUCCAAGGAGCUGAAAGACCAGAUCCAGGAAUGCCACGCUCAGAACAAAGAUCUGGCCCACCAGACCAUCAGCGGGAUCCAAACAGUCCGCAGCUUUAAAGGAGAGAAAGAUGAACUGAGGAGGUAUAAUAAGGCUCUGGACCAGAUGGGCUCUAUCAAGAGACAGUCAGGAAUCUACAGUGCAGUUUUCCUCUUAAUACGGAGGAUGGUGAGUCCGGGGAUAAAGAUAAUUAUGCUAUUACAGGCUCGCAGUCUCAUCUCCUCCGGUCAGCUCAGCAUCGGUAGUCUCGUGUCCUUUUUCUUGUACCAGAAGCCCAUGUCAAACAAUUUAAGGGAGAUUUUGUAUUGCAUUGGAGAGACCGUGUCAACAGUUGGAGUCAUCUCCAAAGUGUUCGGCUAUCUUGACAGAACACCGAAAUGUAAGAAGGAGGGAGAUUUGGCUCCCGAGAAGCUGCGGGGAGGAAUUGUUUUCCAAAAUGUCACCUUCACCUACCCGUCAUCUCCUCAAGAUAAACCUGCACUGAAGUCAGUUUCUAUGGAGCUGAAGCCAGGGGAGAUGACAGCGCUGGUGGGUCCAUCGGGCAGCGGAAAGACUUCCUGUGUCAGCCUCCUGAAGAGGCUGUAUGAACCUCAGGAAGGACAGAUCCUGCUGGAUGGAGAGCCACUGCACCAUUACAAACACAAAUACUUCCAUCGAAAGGUGGCCGUGGUAUCCCAGAAUCCUGUGCUGUUCUCUGGCUCACUGAGAUACAACAUUGGAUACGGCCUGAAGGGCUGCACCAUAGAGAAGGUGAAAGAAGCUGCAGAGAAGGCCAACGUAGAUGCCUUCAUCUCUGAGCUGGACGAUGAAUAUGACACAGAUAUAGGAGAAUGUGGUGGCAAGCUUUCAGGCGGACAGAAGCAGUGCAUCGCCAUCGUCAGAGCUCUGGUUCGAGAUCCGCAGGUCAUCAUACUGGACGAGGCCACCAGCAAACUGGAUGUUGACGCGCAGCACACUGUGCUGCAGGAGUUUCUGUCUUGUGGUCGGACAGUUCUGGUGGUGGCUCAUCAGCUGAAGACUGUGGAGAAGGCAGAUCACAUCAUCUUCAUGGAGAAGGGCGUAGUCGUGGAGGAGGGGACUGACGAACAGCUCAUGGCCAAGAGAGGACGCUACUAUCGUCAGAAAGAGGAACUGUUCUCUUCAGUCAGCUGAGAAAAAGGCUCAGUUUGUGCUAGUUUCAGUUAGUUUUGCUUUCGACGGGCCGACACCCAUUAACCGAUGACUAACCGGUUAAUUUUUAAGAAAAGUUGUGACGUAUUUUUCGUUUGUGAGAGCUGUCCGACAGUCGGCGGUCAGAACUAACGUUAGCCUGACUUUUAGCUCAUCCUUCUUCUCCUCAAAGUGUUUUAAAUGAGUUUAGUCACAGUAGCUCUCAAUGGCAUAAGGUACUCGGGCUCAAGGUAUAAAUAUAAAUGAUAAUACGACCCUGCUUAUAAGAUGACCCCCCCCCCUUUUCCACCAGCUGUUUUUUUAAAAAUAACAUUACUUUUUGAAUAUGACUUACAUCAUAGCAUAGUUACAUACUCACACACUCUCCUGCCAGGCUCUUGGAAGUGGUAAACAAAUUAUUUUCUCCGGCAGUUAGCAUUUA